Molecule: messenger RNA, 441 nt
Organism: Mesorhabditis belari
Lineage: Eukaryota; Metazoa; Nematoda; Chromadorea; Rhabditida; Rhabditidae
Source: the annotation of a GenBank genome assembly
AUGGCACGAAAAAACGUGAAGGGAGGGACUGGUCUGAGCGGAACUGAAAGACGGAAACAGGAGAUUUGGGGCCGAGUAUCGCCGAUAAAGCGGGACACCUUGAUAGUGCUGGCUGGCGCUCAAUACGGGAUGUGUCUAUGCGGAAAGCCUGGUCUCAUCUCCUGUCCGGGGCCUGGCAAUGUUGUGAAUGGCUUUGCGGCCUCACAAACGUGUGGAAACGGGAAAGCGUGGGUGACAUGCGAGGCGGCGAAGGAGGGAGAAUGCAGGAAUGUGAAUUACGGCGAAUUCUCAAAUCGGGAUCAAUCAAGACACGAGAUGAUCAAGUUCUCGGAAAUGACAAUCUCGUUUGGGGAAAGAAAACCUCAUUCGUGCCUGGAUCAAAAGCCAAAGCCUACACCGGCUUGGAUCAUUUCAAUAUCAAGACGGGCGCUUCAGAAGACA